CUGCAACGACGCGUAAUCUGUCAUUUAGUCAUUGAGUAUCGUCGUUCAAAUCAAUUGGGAAAAACUCAAUCCAGCAUUAAAAUGUCCAACGAGGAACUGCUGAUCGCACCCGAGGUUGAUGAAAACCUUUCCGCGGAGGAGCGGCUCAAGGUGGAUAAAACUUUGGAGAAGGAAAUUACCCGGCUUCAGAGGCAAUAUCUCAAUACAUCCAAUGCACCGACGGCCUCCAAGGAUGUGCAUAUUAUGCAAUGCUUGGAAAAGAAAUUGAAAUAUCUGAAGCAUGAGCAGAAAGAGCUGAAAACCAAUCUGAGAGUGGCGUACGGUCCCUGCCACGUGAGAAGAUACGACCAACAGGUUCAGUACCUGGAAUCACAGGUCCGUGUGCAGAAUGACCUGGAUCUGCAAAUGAACGAAAUUCGAACGCAAAUACGACAUUUGGAAUCACAAAUGAAACGUUUGGAAAAAGAACAAAAAGACCUGCAGAAGGUGUCCCAGUCGGACUAUUUUUACCACAAUCGAGUUACGAAAGCUAAACAAAAGCUCGAAACGUUAGAAAAUCGAGUGUAUAACAACAAUAAGAUUGAAGCUACUGUUGUCGCGAAGAACCGAAAAUUGAAGAAAAUUAUCAAAGGGAUGCUUGUGGCGAGAAAACUUUUCCAUCAACAAUGGAGGCAAAUGAUCGAUCAGCUGGCGUACGAUAAGAAGUUCUUGAUCGAUAUGGUCGAAAGGACAAUUCUGGCAUUCAAUCAAGGAGAGGAUUUGUGCCACAAGAUCGAUUCACUCAAAAGUCAUGCCGCAAGAGAGGAGAAAGCUCAAAGACAGGAAAUGCUGGAACUGAAAAGAAAACUUCAAAACGAUUCCAGAAAUCACGAGUUUCUCCGAGUGAAAGGAUUUCAUCGGGAUAUGUGUGAAUUGGAUCCAAGGGAAGUUCGUCGAAGAAAUAAGAUGAAAUCUGACUACAGCAGAAUGCUCGAGAUCUACGGGAAGAUAAUCGAAAGAACUCAAAGGCUCUGUGGAGCGGACAAUAUUGAGCAGUUGAUUGAGAAAUAUCAAAAACAAGAAGAUACAUUCUUUGCUCACUUCAAUUACCUCAAUGAGCUAACAUUCCAGUAUGAGCAACUGAACAGCAUUCUAACUGAGCUUAAUGGAAAGCUGGAUGGUUUGAAGGAACAAAAAUUGCGUAAGGAAGCACAACAGGAAAAGGGCAUGAGAGAUCUUCACGAACAGUUGCUCAAAGAGUGUGAAAAAACACAAAAAAUGGAAAAGUCACUGAAAGGGGAUGAAGAUCAGCUUUCAACACAUUUGCAAGAGAUUGAUGAUAUCCUGGGAAUUAUUGGGUUCGAUCGAAACGACAUCAUGAAACUACUGGGAGAUCAUAGGAAGGUUACCAAACAAAACGUGAAGCUAUUUUUGGCUGCUCUCGAAGUGAGGCUGAACGACAUUUUGGCACGUGUUUACACGCAUCCAACAACUCGCGACGAACCAACACUGAAAAGGCCGAUUGUCCGAGAUCGUCAAGAUAUUGUUCAGGUAGAACACGUCGUAACUACACAGCAGUGCGCGGAAUGUGCUGAAGGACAGGAUGUCAACAAAUAUGACGAAGCCAUAGUUCUACCCAAGGACCAAAUCGAUUUCAAGGAGGGGGUGAGGAGAAAGGUUGUAGCUCCGGAAAUGCAAUAUCGACUGCACAAUUUGAGUAAGUGUAAAUUACCGCGGUCGAGAAUUUUAGUCAACAAGAGGUAUCAGUGAAAAAAUUUUGGAUUUUUUUGUCAUGGUACAGCACAACCUUUUUUAUACAAUCAGCACACUGUCGUAUACAAAUUCAAUAAAACAAAAUUGUCGAAAGUUCUUCGGGAUGGAUUUAUUUACAACACAAAUUAUCCCAAUUUUCAAUGUGGA
Molecule: messenger RNA, 1899 nt
Organism: Malaya genurostris
Lineage: Eukaryota; Metazoa; Arthropoda; Insecta; Diptera; Culicidae
Exons: 1
Coding region: 82-1749 (555 amino acids)
Source: RefSeq, a predicted model, not a curated record